GCUGCUCCCUCGUGAGGCUGCAGGUAGUUUUCCUUUAUUCGUCGCUGCACAUUUUUUGGGGAGAAUUUGAGACAGAUUUUUAGGUAAAAAUGUGCAGUGAAAUAUACAUGCAUACUUUUUGCCCUUGUGCGUUUGAGUGAUUUUAAAGACAGGAGAGGUGACAGCGUCUUGUUUUCUUCGAAUAAAAGGAAAUACAUAAUUUGAUCUAAUAGCUCAACUCUCUCAAGACGAGGCCUGUGUGACUCAAGUUGUUUAAGAUUGAGGAGGAUCUCACAUUGUCAUUUGGAUAACGUGGUGCAGUUCAGUUGUGAUUACCCAUCAUUAUCUUCAUUGUUGUGGGUUAUUGUUACAAUAAUAAGUGACACACUUGUGAUAAGUGUUAUUAUCUAUCGGUCUUGGUGCCUGGACUCUGAAGGGGAGAGUAUGCAGAAGAAAAGCUCAUAUUGACUCCUUCAAUCUGUUGUUGAGAUGACUUGAUUGUUACCUUGUGUCCCUCUUGACUUUUGAUUGAAGUUUCUAUUCACUGCAGAGAAACAACCUUUAAAAUGGCUCAAGCACAUUAGUAGUUUUAUUAAAUAUUUGUGUAAACAAAAAUACUUGAGAACAUAAAGUCUGUGCUGGUGAAGGUUGAACUUGAGUUUUUUUUCACCUACAAAGUGCUUUGCUUUGGUUAAGCUAAAUAAUUUGAUAAUUUACGAUUUAAAUGCAGUUCCUCUAACCAAAAGGAGAAUAUUACUUGUAAUAUUAGCAUUGUCGAGGAUUCGAGUUUGUUUGUUCAUGAUUUCAUGAGAGUGGCCUCCUCCCCAUUAUUAUACGAAGCACUAGACACGUGUAGUAGUGCUCGACGUUAUUAUUAUUAUUUACUUUUCUCCAUCCACCUUACCACCACUAUUUUGCUGACAAUGAGAUGAAUGUGAUAGGCAGGUUGGAUGGAUGGAUGGGAUCAGCAUUAAAUUAUUGGUCUUCUCUCACUCUUUGUUUCCUUCAAUCGUGGGAUCCAUGAUUCAGAUUCAGAUCACUGUCUUUUCUGGGGUGUCAACUGGUUCACAUUGUGUGCUGAGAUUUGGAGAGGCGAGCACCGAAUGCUCUCCUAAAUAGAAAUGGAUUGCUGAAUUUAAAAAAUGGAAAAGUAUUGUGUAGCACCACCCCGUGAAAUCUGCAAGUUUGUCUACCAGAGAAACUCUUAAAUACAGUUCUGUUAAAUAGUCAAGGCGAGACAAUAAGGUAAACAAAACCAGCCGUGCUGUUUUGUUUAAACAUAAACGAUCAAGCAAGAAGAAGAGACAUCAAUAAAGAAGAAUCUUGAAGAAAAAGUGAGUCAAAUAACUCGAGACUCUGCGCUGCGCCCAACCAACAGUUUUUGUGUGGUCUUGAGACUUCAUCAUUAUUAAGCGAGUGCAAAAAAAAAUAUUUUACAACUAUAUAACUCAUCAACGUAUAAUAAAAACGCCGCUUUUGAAUAUAAUUCGGAAGCAAAACUACUAAGACAAAGGUUUAACACGAGUCUUGGCAAACUUUUGAGAUUUUUACCACCGUUGAUUCCCAAGUGGUGGUCAUUAUACGUAUUUUAUUCAUACUUCUCGAUCCUCGUGUUGAUCAAGUUGCAACUGGGCUUGAACUGAUUGGAUUUGCAUUCUAGUCCUCCUCGAGUGAUUGAGCUGCUCCUCAUCAGUCCUCAUCAAUAAUCUCCUUCGAAAUCUCUCGGUUAUCACUCCGUGAUCUCAAGAUGAAGCCAGGCCACGCCGAGUUCAAUUUUGCAGCAGUUAAGGAACAGGAAGUUAAUAGGAUGCGUGUUAUCUUUCUGAUUCAAUAAGACAACCGCGGAUCGGCCGACCAAGUUACGUAAAUUCUACAAAGGAAAUAAAUACAGAAGAAAAAGCCGAAAAGGGUUUGGAUUUUUUUGCAUGAAGGGAUUCAGAAAGAAUUCAUGCACAUAUGUACGUAUCACCGGAAGUGUAAAAUCCCAGAAAGUUAUAACAAAAGGAAGAUAGUAUUCACAACUCUUCUUUUCGGCAUCCUUUGUCAUACCACAAUAAAAAAGAUUCUGAAACAAAGUACCACACACCCAUGAGAUAAACGGAUCAUUGGUUCUUCGCAUUCCAUAAAAUUGAACCAACAGCCUUGUAGUCAUACAAAAUUUGUGAAAACGUCAAAAGAGAUGCGACACAGCUACUCGCUCGGAAUGAGUGAUGUUGAUGCCUGAAAUCAAAACGUGAAGCGACUUCUAAUUCAGUCAAUUGUUUAUCCCAUUUGACACCAUUGUUAUUGUUGGUGGGAGACUGUUAGAAAAAAAAGUGAUUCAUUCACCCAUUGAAAUUAACGACAUAUUACACACUACACCAAGCAGUCGAAUCCUGAUCUUGUAAUGACGAGCGAUGCGACAAUGAAAAACCACAAAUUACUGAAAUAAAAUACUUGCCACACCAUCUCUUUCAAUAAUGAAAUGUGCCCUUAAUGGAAUAAGUUACAGUUUUAUUACGGUCCACUUAACAAAGUCAAGUGCUCGCAGUUAAUGAAUAUUUACAUGUCACGGUGUUGGCAAAUUGAAUAUUUUAUUGGAUCGCAUCUCUCCAUCACCCAUUGUAAUUGCUCAAAGGAUAAGUUUUGUGUUUUAAUGACCAACUUACAAAAGAAUUGAAAAAUCGAGAAGAAAUAAGUAACAAAAGUCAAACCCCGUGGAACUGGUCCAACAACUGAAAUAUUAUCAUGCUUCGUAUGUGUGCAGGUUUAUCCUAUGUGUGUGCAUACCCUCUAGACUGGUUGGCUGCAAUGGUCCCCCAGCCAUUUAUUUUAUUACAUAUUACAAUCAAAUUAAAUUGAGUGAGUGGCAUGUCUCAGAAAUCAAAAGGAGGUGAUAAUGUUAUGAGAUGUUCUGCAAAAUCUGUUCCGUCCACUAUUCUUGCAUAAUAAUUCCUGCACGCUAAUAAAUGCGUGAAUUAUACAUAAAAUUGGUCUGGUCAACAAUCCACCUACUUUCUGGUUACUUCUACGUACACACUGCCCAACCUGUCCUGUGCGAUAAAUAAUCUCAGUUUGAUCGCCAUUAUCACCAAUGAAAUAUGGGGUCAUCGUAAAUAACAAAUUACAAUAAUUAACAACAAUAAUCGAAGGAGACAAUUAAAGGUGACUUCUCAUCAAAAAAAUGUAUACCACGCCACGAAAGGUGAAACAGGAGUCGAGGCUGAGAAGAUCUCUGUCUUUGACAAAUGCGAAUCAAAGAUUAAAUGGUGGGCUUGCACCAACAAUGUCGACAGCGAACGGGGACGACUACUGUUCUGGAGAAUAUCACCGCCACCUUCACGACAUUGAAGAAUCCAAAGAUUCCAACACGUACUUUCCAUUCAACGGUAAUUUGAACCUGAACAGCCAGAGAAGUCGGUAUUCCUAUACGAACGGGGACGCUGAGGAGUUGACCUUUGACUCUGCGGCUAUUCCUGACUUGGUCGAUUGCUCAUCAUCAAACUCGGGAGACAACUCAAUUGUUGUCAAUAAUCAUAGUUCCUCCAACCAUUACCCUCCUCAGCAGAAUCCACACUACGCUCCACCACCAUACAGAGUUCCCCCACCGGGAGAAAUCGGCUUUGGGCAAGCCUCAGAGGAUCUGAGGUCCGAUCCGCUGCUCGUCGUGACCCCAUCCGACCCUCAUCACCAAGGGGUGCCCGACUCACCCAUUAGCCUAAAUUCGCUUCAGAUUCACUCGUCAAAGUUCCCCAUUGUUAAAGAAGUGGUCAUCUCUACGACUCAACCCGUCAACAGUAAUCCAAAUAGCAGUUCUAAUCAGCAAUGGCAACCACGUCACCAUUCAACAGGUGACCUCAAGGUUCCCGUCCCUGUCCUCUCUCCAGAGUACAUUAAAAAAUUCCAGAAUAAAAAACUCUCUAAGAAGCAACAAAUUGAGUGGACUGACGAAAGAAAAGCUUUCACGUUGGAUAGUAACACAGCCAAAGAUAUUCAGCAGAGAUUGGCAAGUUAUCCAAUAACGAAGGCGAGCAGUGCGGAUUUGGGAAAGGCGAUACAGGACUUCAAUGCGGAACAGACUCGACUAAUGUCAUCAAUGCAAGGAGCUCGGCGUCUGAACGGCGUAGAUAACCCAGCCCUUGAUCUAGGAGGAUCCAAUGGCCAAAUCCACCAACAGCACCCAUCCUCAUCAUCUCUAAGUUUUUCUGCUAACGGUGGAAGCAAGAUGGCAUCGUAUAAUUAUCCGGAUUCGUCCACCUCACAAAGUCAAAGUCUUUCCUCGUCAAACACGGACAGCCUCGACACUGUGAUUUAUAAAGGACCCCCACAGUCUACACCCUCGAUAAGGGAUUGGCAAAGAUCCAUGGAGUCAAAUGGAGAGUUUCACAAUGCGUACCAUCGUGACACCACCGGAAUGCACGCUUCGUAUCAAAUGCAACAGCAGCAACAGCAUCCCUCUUCGUCCUACACGACGCAAAUGCAACAGCAGAAGCAGCAGUACACGAGCAACAAUGGGUUGCAGGGGCCACUUCCAACAGCAACUGGUGGAAGUAAUAGCAGUGGGUAUGCUAUCGAAUACCGACACUCUCAGCAGCAACACCAAGUUCAACAAAACUUAUCCCAGUUAUCAGUUCACUCAAUCCCGUCCAGUUCUACCGGAAACGGAGGGGUUCUUCACAAUAACGUCAGGUCCGGAAGUGGAUCGUACGGGUCCAACCCUCAACUCGCAGCAAAAAGUCCCAUGUUAAGUCACAAGCAGUUCUCCACCGCAAUAACUGGUCAACAGCAGCAACAGCAACAAUUGGACCAGAGAGACCCUGGCAGCAGAGGAGUCACUUUUGGAACUGCAGUGACGACCACUGCCUCAACCGAUCCGAUGUUGCUUGACAAGUCGAAAGAUUCCAAAUUAUUUCCUUCCAAAACAUAUAACCACAUUAAAGAUAUGAUAUCGUCACGAUUCGGUGGUGCGACGACGGGUAUUAGUAAUCCAAAUAAUCAUAGCAGCAACAAUAAGGGUCUCAAUAAUGUGGUGAACGGUGGUGUUAAUAAUAAUACGGUGGUUCCUGGAAGUGAUCAAAAUACAGCCAAUUCUUAUAUUGAUCUUACAAUGGGAGUUCCAGCGUCUUAUCCGAACAAUAACGUAGCUCCCACCGGUAGUGGAAUGAACGGACAUAGUUCCUACAAUGGGAUGAUGAUGAACCGGAACAACAAUAACGGACCCUCCUCUGCGCACUACCCUCAGCAGGUUUCAGGAAAUAGUUCUGCAAAUAAUAUGCCCCCUCCCAACUCUUAUCGAAGUCCGAACAUGAACGACAGGAAAAACGUUAACACGAGUUUUCGUAAAGCGAUUCAGCAAAGUACGUUGAAGUCCAAUUUGACGGAAGACUCGUUACAGCUGAGACCGAUACACGAGGCCCAGCAACUAAGUUAUAAUAGUGGAAAUAAUAAUAAUGGGAUGCAGCAAUUUUCUUCUGGGAACAAUGGUGGGAACCAACAACAGAAAGAGAUUGUGGUUGUUCAGGAAAGGGCGCAGAGGGCACUAGAUCAGUUGAUGGAGGGGGGCUCCUCGUCGUCAGGCCUCAAUCACUCCCACAACCCCACCGUGUACAACAGAGUGCAACAAUUUUCCUCCGCUGCUGGAGUGUAUCCAGGUGAAAAUCAUCAACAUGCAUCAUCAGGUCGUAUUCAACAGCAGCAACAAGGAGGAUCCCGAGUGCAGUUAUUACACCCGCAAGGCCCCAUUAUGGGACGUUCGUCCUACAACGGUGUCAAACCUGGCCCUGGUAGCUCCAACUCCAAUUCUUCUUCCGGCCUACAAAUGGUAGAAAGCUCACUGUCAUCUCCAGGAAGUUAUAAUGGGAAUCGCGUCCUGUCUGGUGAAAGUCGGAGCAGUGAAGAAGUUCAUGCUUCUGGUCUCCAUCAGCACCACCCGCAGUGGUCCCAUACGCAUCAUCAGCAUCAAAGUUCGAGUGUGAUCCACCCCCACAACGACCAACCACCGCCACUGCCCACCUCCAAAAAACCUGGUUCACCGGAAGGAUCAAUGAACACGAUAGGCCUCCCACUACCCUCUGUUCAGAGGGAGAAUGGCGAUGGCUCAUCAGCAACGAUGGAGACAAAUGCAGGAAGCAGCAUCUUGUUGGAAGCGAAUUCUACCGCAAACCCAUCGUCCUGCUCGAAAGUGAAGAGUGAUCAAUUGAAACAAAUUACUACUGACUUGCAAAACAUUGCUCUCUCCGUGGCCGCGGAGCACCAUUUACACAAUAGUGCUAGCAAUAACAGUAAUAAUAACAAGCACCAUCACAGCAGCAGUAGCGAGGAGUGCGAGAAGGGUGGUCCUCAGAGGGUUGGAAGUGGUCAAAGUCACACCACGACGGAUUCCGGUUUGGGCACUGUCAUGCUUACAAAAUCGCCUUUGAAUUCCAACUCGGACCCUGGCGAUCAUGGGCUUGCGGACGGCAGACCAAAUGCGGCCGACAGCUUAUCCUCAGGAAAUGACUCUGAACAAUGGGUUGACUUGGUUGAGCCAGAAAUUAGGCACAUUUUAGAAAUUGAAAGAAAUUCCAAGUCCGGGAAGCCGGGUGGUGGUCGACCUCCGGUAGGAAACGGAUUAAUCAGUGGGGUUUCCACAUCCACCCCUUCAGUCACAAAGCAAUUUCAGCCCGGAGGAGGGAGCAGCAGUGCAACUAUUCCGCAUCAUCCUAGUGGAAAUACUAAUGGUACAAAUACAAAUGCGAUCACAGGAUCAGGCAAAUUACCACAAACAGGACACGGAAUGGCCGACAUUUCUGCUUCUCCUAUCGUUCAUGCCAAAGCCGUUCAUUCUCCGAAACAAUCCCCAAAACUGUCCAAAAACUUUGAUCUCAAUGCGUACAAUGCCAAAAAGACGGUUCGACAAAGUCAAGAACUUCUUUCUGGGCCCAGUACAAGUCAAGCAGCGGCAGGAGCAAUGGCAAACAAAAUUAAGUCACCUCGUGUUCCUGCAAAGGUCCAAAGGUCCAAUUCUGGUGCCGGCGGGCAGCAGCGAUGGCCGAAUAAUCGACCACGAGUUCCUGAAAAGAGUCCAAAGGCAGGAGGAAGUCGACCCAAAGAGUUUACGCAAACUCUAAAAGGUGCCAAAAUUACAAGGAACGCAAUGACCAAAUUAGGCCAGCUUUUGAACUCUCUUCAAGAUGAAACGGGAGAAUUAACGUCAACCACAGGGCUGGACUUUGAGACUUUUGAUGGUCACACGGAGUUCACCACAGAUGACGACGAUCUAAGCACUACAAUUGACACCACUGAUGCUCACGCUAUACGCCGGCAAUUGGAAAGUUUGGAGUCCAUGUAUACGGAGGUGCUGAAAGUUUUAGGAGAAAAGAAAUUUUCAAGAAACCACAAGUAUCCGCCCAACACUGCCGACCUGAGAGCAGCCAAACGGCGUCCUUACGGUAGCAUGUCUUCAUUGCCUAGUUCGGUUAGCAGCAGGCCUUUUCGCGAUAGAAGUCGCAAACUGGAGGACAAGAAGAAAGUCAAGGACUUGAAGAGCAUCAACCGACGCUUCCAAAGAUUAGAGUCACAUGUCGUCACUUUGGCAAGAAGUGUAGCACAUUUGUCCUCUGAAAUGCGAACUCAACAUCUUAUGGUGCAGGAAAUGGAAAGCAUUCGAAACGAAUUGGCAACAUUGCGGAAUCAAGUUGUCAAAAAUAGUGCGCAAUCAGCAUCGCAAAACUUUACAAGAGCUGCCAGUGGACGCCAUGGUGGAGGUCCUUGUGCAAACCAAACUGACUGGACGGCGUUCAGAAAUGCGCUGCCCUCACUCACAAAUCCAUGUCGUGUCAGAAAACUGACGCAAUUCUUCGGGGAUGAACCUCCACUCAUUCGUAUAUUUCUUAAAAAAUUGGGAUACGAAAAAUACGCUUCAGCAUUUGAGCAAGAACGAAUUGGGAUCAUGGAGCUACCUUAUUUAACAGAGGAGAGGCUCAACAAAAUGGGAAUUCCUAUGGGGCCAAGGCUUCGCAUCUUGCAAGAAGCUCAAAUAUGUCUUAAGCCUGGGUAUCAUGGUCAUCAUGAUUCACACCAUCCAUCCAAUAACCACAAUACUGGAAAUCUUAGCGUUUACGUAGUAUAAAGGAUUCAUUCUUAUUUUUUCAAGUGGUGACGCAAACAUAAUUCAUACAUUUGCAGAUUGCACGUGUGCAUAAUAGCACGUAAAUCAUAAUUAAAACUUAAAUUAUUUUAUUGCAAAGUUAGAUUUGAUACAUAAUUAAUUAAAAUAUUUGCACAAUUAAAGGUGUGGACAGAGCUUUAUGAAUUCAUGUUUACAUAUUUUUGUAACUUCUUCUCAAACCUGUCAUAAAUAAAUUAUUUAGUUUAUCUUAUCCGGGUUAGCUUUUGUAUUAAAGUAUAUUUUUUCAUAGGAAGUUACGUUUUUGGCAAAAAUAUUUAUACAAAAAUAUAUGUAUUAUUUUUGUUUUGUGUUGAAUUUUACGUAAAAAUAAACCAAUACUAUUUAUCAAAAA
Messenger RNA from Folsomia candida, 8459 nucleotides. RefSeq lists its product as uncharacterized. The transcript has 17 exons. Gene Ontology annotation, molecular function: protein binding. The record is from RefSeq and is a predicted model, not a curated record. NCBI's taxonomy places the organism in Eukaryota, Metazoa, Arthropoda, Collembola, Entomobryomorpha, Isotomidae. The coding region runs from base 3143 to 8068 and encodes 1641 amino acids.